CUAUUGAUCUACAACGACCAUGUACGACGACGAAGAGGCAAACGUGAUGCUGCCCUAUGACGAUCCUACCUCGCCUGUCCCAGUCACGGACGAAAUGGUCAAAGAAGCGGAUGCUCUCGAGGGCAUUGGGAGCUUGCGGGACAGGCUCGCGCCGCCGACCAAGGUGUACCGAGUAGAGAACUCGAAGACUAUUAGGGGCAAUUUGGGGAAGUUGAAAGGUAUUAGUGGAGGCGAGGAGCCAGAGCCAGAGGAGGAUGAGAUGGACUUGGAACUUGGACAUAGACCCAAUGCUCUCCUCCUGCAAGGCGAACCCAUCGCGCACCUGCCUACGGACCAAGUCUUCGCCUAUGUCGCCACUUACGCCCCGACGCCUACAGGCCUGGAAUGGGUAGACGACACGACCUGCGUCGUCCUCUUCAGUUCUGGGACUGUGGCUCGUGGAGCGCAUCGGUUCCUGUUGGUUGACCCGCCUGCAGAGGGGGAGGCGUUCUCCGAUCCGCUCGAGCUGCAGAAGGCACAGCCCGUUCCUAAAGCUGCGUGGCCGGAGAAAGCGCGUGCUGAGGGGGCGGAGGAAAUACGCGCUGCUCUCCGUGGGGUUGUAUUCGUCCGCCAGGCGAAGAUCGCAGAUAUCAAGCAGCGCGGUGCGCGUGGGCAGUCGAGGUUCUACUCCACAUACGGGACGCAGGCGGGUAAGGAGGGUUAUGGGCGAAAACGGCGGCGGGAGGAAGAGGACGAAGGGGAAAUGAGCGCUGAGAAACGGCGUGCGCUGGAUGAGGAACUCGACGCUUACCUGAGGGACGAGUCGAGCGAGAAGCAGAAGAGGAAAAAGGCGGAGAUGGACGACCAGCUCGAUGCGUAUCUUGCUGGUGAUGAUGCGGGCCUGGUGAAUGGGCAUAGGGGGGAGAAUGGAGAGUAUAGGCAGGGGCGGAGGAUGCCUAGGCCUAGGAGGGAGCGUGAGUCCACAAGAGAAGAUCAGGCCGCUCGAAGGCAGCAUGCACUCGACGCCCAGCUCGACGCGUACAACGAAGUGGACGACGUGGAUACCAUCCCUUCGAAGAUGCGAUCAGACUGGACGGAAGAGGCGCGGGCGCGCGAGUUCUCCCCUGAGCGCCGAGGUGGGCUGGGCGGGCGUCGAAGCAGGGAAGAGAAGAGGUACGAGGAUGCGCCUGUUGCAAUGCCGAUGCGGGAGGAAGAGAGACGGGGCAAGAAUGAGGAGUUGGAGGAGGAGGAAGGAGGAGGGAGAAGGCGUCGUGGUAGGAGAGGUGGAAGAGGCCCUCGUGAGAUGAGGAAUGGAGAUGUUCCUCAGCGCUCGAAUGGCCGCCCAAGAAAAGAAUUGAGCGAGCUUGAUGCUGAGCUCGAGGCCUACCUUAAUAACACGAUUUAAUCCUGUUAUUUACCAUUGUAUUCAUUGUUGCAACAUUAUACAACACUCAACUCCCUCCUCUUUCCUGUUGUCAUUGUA
Dacryopinax primogenitus is the source of this 1462-nucleotide messenger RNA. RefSeq lists its product as uncharacterized. The record is from RefSeq and is a predicted model, not a curated record. The transcript has 3 exons. Bases 20 to 1384 code for a protein of 454 amino acids. Lineage: Eukaryota; Fungi; Basidiomycota; Dacrymycetes; Dacrymycetales; Dacrymycetaceae. Gene Ontology annotation, molecular function: RNA 7-methylguanosine cap binding; mRNA binding.